Saccostrea cuccullata (small rock oyster) is the source of this 714-nucleotide messenger RNA. RefSeq lists its product as uncharacterized. The record is from RefSeq and is a predicted model, not a curated record. Lineage: Eukaryota; Metazoa; Mollusca; Bivalvia; Ostreida; Ostreidae. The transcript is spliced from 3 exons. The coding region runs from base 1 to 714 and encodes 237 amino acids.
AUGGAAACUGCACAAAUCAUUAUAAUCGUACUAAUCAUUUCUGGGAUUGUUUGUAUUAGUGUGUCUUUAGGGACGGGUAUUAUGAGCUUGUUAGAAGAUUAUUGGAUAGAUUAUGCCUAUAGCACCACUGUAUCGACCACCGUGUCAGGUCUGCCCGCCACGGUGGUGGCUGUGGCCAAAGCCAACAUCGGCCUGUUUACUACCUGUUAUAACAUCGAUACGACAACCACCGUCAGUACAGGCUUCAGUACGAUCACCACCAACCAGAACUCUAAUGCCUGUGUUGGCUCUGAAACCACAGGUUACAUCAGCAAAGACACAGUAACUCUGAUACAGGAAGUGGGUAAGGCUGCUGCGGCCCUCAUUGGUUUGGCUCUGCUGAGUGGAAUCGUUAUUCUGGUUCUCUUCUUUAUCAACAAGCUCGCCAAACCUGUCUGUUUCGUUUCCCUGACGCCAGCUGUUUUUGCUCUCGUAUCCACUGUGAUGAUUUUGGCGGCCAUUCUGAUUCUUAACGACUCACUGGUUUCCGGAAUGUCCCUGGGAGCCACGGCUACCUUCGGAUACGUUGCCACGGUGUUUGCCUUCGUGUCCACAGUAACGUAUUCAAUUGCAGCAGCUCUCAUCAUUAAAAUGGCCAUCGACGCCUCUAAAACUAAGGUGACGCAAGUCACUCCACAGGACGACGAAAAGAAAUCUCAGUCAGACCUGAAGUGA